Molecule: messenger RNA, 1887 nt
Organism: Phytomonas sp. EM1
Lineage: Eukaryota; Euglenozoa; Kinetoplastea; Trypanosomatida; Trypanosomatidae
Source: the annotation of a GenBank genome assembly
AUGAGUUCGUCCUAUGGAGACGGUUUAGGGACAGGACUGGGGCGUGCGUCGGAAGACGCACACAUCAUCACCCUUUCAUGUACCUUUUGUGGGAAGGGUUUCUCUGGAAACCGGAGCCACAGCGGCGUUUAUAGCAACUACCGUCGACAUCUUCUCACCCAUACCCAUGAACGUCCGCACAAGUGCCGUUACUGUGGUGCAGGAUUCACGACCAAACCUAACAUGCGACGACAUAUUCGGUUUCUGCAUCCGCUGAUGGUUGAUUCCACAGACAGCUCAAAAGUUGCAGGGGACUCAGCCAUUGUUGUUCCUCUUCAUACCAUGGAGAGUGAAAAAGAGGGUGGUAUUCAGGUGUCUAGUGAGCCACUCAGCACAUCUUUGGUAAAUAGGGAGGACAAUCCACACCCUGAGUCAUUGGAUCUGAAAACGAUGAUACAACCUCCUGGCUUAUCAUCAACCUCGUCAAGUCCACGUCUCGGUCAACCGACUUGGACUGAUCGUAGCUCACAGAGCCUUUUCCCUUCUCAAGGCGAAGCAAAGGUGGAUGGCUGUCAUUAUUGUGGCCGGUGUUUUUCUUGGCUGGCGAUCAGGCUACUUCACGAGCGAAGAUGCUCCCGGCGCAAAGGGCUACCAGCCGCCAAGACUGGAAAUAUGACUGAAAACACUUCCUUUUCAAUACAACUUCCUGCCUCUGGAGAUUCACGAGUUACCAGUAGUAAGGUAGCACACUACCCAAGUUCUAAGGGUAGCAUACCUUCUGACAUCCUUUCUCAAUCCUCACCGAUGGGGACCAACACGAAACAUGUCUUUGUUUGCGAGGAUUGCGAGCUGGAAGUGAGCAGUCGCUCAAAAUUGAGGCGACACCAGCGGUAUUAUUGCCCUUUUCGAGAUGAUGUGCGCGCGGAUCCCCUCACCGACAUCCUCGCUGUUGGUGAUGAUGUCGGUAGGCUUAAUCCUGGUAUGGUAGGAAGUGAUAGCGAGGCGGAGUGCACAUACGCUCACCAACUGGCCGAGCGCGUUGGUCUAAAGUUUGUCAAUAAUGCGAACAUAUCUCCAUCGAGCGAAGACAACAUGUAUAAGAGGAGGUAUGACUCCGGCUCCUUAGAAGAGGUGGGUGAGGAUGAACGGAAGAGGGAAAGUAGUGAUGAUGAGUAUGCGUGGGCGUACGUGAGCAGUAUUGAUGCUACUAGCUCUAUUUCUUUGGAAUGCUCGCUUGAAAGUCGAUCUUCACUCGAAAAGGAUCAGGGAGAUAGUGGGGUUGAAAAGCAAGGAGGUGACAGGGGCCUUUUAGAUGAUCAGUUCCAUCUUGACUUCAAAAGACGACGGAGCGGGAACAAGCGAGCGCGUAGAAUACUUCUCAAGCGGAUCCGUGCGCAGCAGAGGCAGCUGCAAUUAGAUGAUCGGAAUGCUUCACCGGUAAGAGCGAAUCGUCCUCAUUAUUCAACUGACGUAGGUGAGAGUGACUUCAUCCAAGGAGGGACUCCGACUGAAACCUGUGAAUAUCAUCGAAAUAAUUGCCUUACUGCGCCUGACACGUCUACACCGAUGUUUCCUUCUGAUAGUACAUCUUCGAGGGCCUCAAAAAAAGUAAAAAGGCUCGUCGGUUCCAACGGUGGAGAGCUGCUGUGCGAUGGUCGUGAAGAGGUUUACAAAAGCAGAGGUAACGAUGUGAUUCCGACACAAUGGAGUCUUGGGCUUAGGAGUCGUGCGGAGGCGUUAGCGGGAUUUUCCUCGAAGAGGGUAACACACCACUCGUAUGUUUGCCCCUUUGACGGAUGCUUGGGACGGUUCACCAAGCAGAGGUACUGGCACGCGCACGCAGCGAGAUGUCAUCCAGUGGAGUGGCUAAAGUAUCAAAAAAGACUUCAAACUGAAGAAGGUAGAUAA